Candidula unifasciata is the source of this 806-nucleotide messenger RNA. The record is from the annotation of a GenBank genome assembly. Lineage: Eukaryota; Metazoa; Mollusca; Gastropoda; Stylommatophora; Geomitridae.
AUGAAGGAAAAGGCUUUAGAUAAAGCAACCAUCGACGCCUACCAAGAGUGGGUGCAGGAUGGCAUCCGAAGGGACCUGAAUUCGAUUGGUCUUGGACCAGGCAAGCUGCCAUUUCGCUCGGGUGUGUUCCUGGUGAUAUGUGCCAUCUGCUGUUUGCUGGUGGGAAUCCUACUGGUGUCUCUUCGUAUGCGGCAUGUUUACCUCUGGGAUUGGGAUGCACAGUUCCUGGGACCAUUCUUCUUUAUAUUGUUCUUGCUGUGCAUGGCCAGUGCCUCCUACAUGUUCAUUAUGGCUAAGCGCAGAAGCAACAAAUAUCGCUCAGAGCUUUAUUUCCAACCCAUUGGCGACUGGGGAGUUAGCUGUAUUCACAAGAGUGAGCUGGGCCUAAAAACAGCAGGAACCAAUCCACACAAAAUAGUCAAGCCAAGAUCAGAGGCAUAUUCACAGUCCAGCAGAGGAGGACGUCGUAAAAUGCAACAGCAAUCUCAGCACAGUGGUCAGGACAAUCAUGGCUAUGAUAAGAGCCCACUGGACAAACCUUAUAGACCUGCAGAUCAAAGACAGGGGCCUCCUUCUGGAGGUCAGAGAGGACUGCCAUCAGAAGGUAGAAGAGGUCCACCCCCACCCAUUGAUGGAAGAAGAGGACCUCCAACCGGGGGUGGGCUGGGACCUCCCCCUGACAGACGUGGUCCUCCUCCAGGCAGAUAUGGGCCACCUUCUGACAGCAGACACGGCCCUCCAACUGGAGGUAGAUUUCAACCACUUAGAUUUCCUCCCGGUAAUAGGGAUCAGAGAUCAGAAAAUGG